CUAUUUUUUCAUCUAAUUAUCUUGACCAAAUCACUCAGCCAUCCAACAUCCCCUCUCUUCCUCACCAUCGCCAGCGGCUGUUCCACUUCCGCGUCUCAGAUGAUAUUCAUUGUGGUCAUCUUUAUCAUCACCUCUUUUUUCUUUCCAACUUUUGCUGUCAAUUUUCUAUACAAUUCUUUUGGUACCAUUACCAAUGGCACUGAUCUUAUUCUCAUCAACGAUGCCCGUCUUGACUUGUCCGUGGUGCGACUCACCAACGAUUCCAAUCAAUUCUCUUUCGGUCGGGCUUAUUACCCAACAAAACUGACAAUGAAACCCUCUGACAACUCCUCCAAUAUCACUUCUUUCUCAACUUCAUUUGUGUUCUCAGUGUUGCCGGAGAUCGCUUCAAGUCCAGGCUUUGGUCUUUGUUUCGUCCUCACCAACUUCACAUCUCCGCCUGGUGCAAUUGCUAGUCAAUACUUUGGCCUUUUCACAAAUGCAACUGUUGCAACUGUGGCUCCACUUCUGGCAGUUGAAUUUGAUACGGGUCGAAACCCUGAAUUCAAUGACCCAGAUGAUAAUCACAUCGGGAUUGAUCUCAACAACAUUGAAUCGGCUAAGACUGCCCCAGCUAGGUACUAUAACUCUUCAAAUGGGUCUUUUGUGCCUGUCAAUAUGAAGAAUGGGCAGAAUAUUCAUGCUUGGAUUGAAUUUGAUGGUAAAAACUUUGAGAUUAAUGUCACGGUCGCACCAGUUGGUGUUUCUAAGCCGUCUAGACCUAGCCUGAAUUAUAAAGAUCCGGCUAUUGCUAAUUAUGUUUCUAGUGAGAUGUAUGUCGGAUUUUCUGCAUCGACGACUAAUUGGAUUGAGGCACAAAGAGUUCUUGCUUGGAGUUUGAGUGACACUGGGGUUGCUAGAGAGAUUAACACCACUAAUUUGCCGGUUUUUUCUCUGCGAUCUUCAUCUUCAUUAUCAGCUGGUGCUAUUGCUGGGAUUGUAAUUGGUUGUGUUUUUUUUGUGGUCAUUUGUUUAUCUGGGGGUUACUUGUUUUGGCGAAAGAACAUACUGAAGGACCUGGAAGAGGACGAGAUUGAAGAUUGGGAACUCGAAUAUUGGCCUCAUAGGUUUUCUUAUGAGGAACUUGGUCAAGCCACAAACCGGUUCUCUAAAGAUCAUCUUCUUGGUUCUGGCGGAUUUGGAAAAGUGUAUAAGGGAACUCUUCCUAACAACACAGAAAUAGCUGUAAAAUGUGUCAACCACGACUCUAAACAAGGCCUAAAAGAGUUCAUGGCAGAGAUCUCAAGUAUGGGCCGGCUUCAACAUAAAAAUCUAGUCCAAAUGCGAGGGUGGUGCAGAAAAGGCAAUGAACUUUUACUUGUUUAUGAUUUCAUGCCCAAUGGCAGUCUCAACACCUGGAUUUUUGACAAACCCAAGAAACUGUUAGGCUGGAAACAACGACGCCUUGUCCUUGCCGAUGUGGCUGAAGGACUCAGCUAUUUGCACCAUGGCUGGGACCAAGUAGUACUUCACAGAGACAUCAAGUCUGGCAACAUUUUGCUGGACGCCGAAAUGAGAGGCCGUCUUGGAGAUUUUGGUCUCGCAAAACUAUACCAACAAGGUGAAGUACCCAACUCUACUAGAGUAGUGGGCACUUUGGGGUACUUAGCACCGGAGUUGGCAACAGUUUCGGCUCCCACUUCAGCGAGCGAUGUGUAUAGUUUUGGAGUGGUGAUAUUGGAGGUGGCCUGUGGAAGAAGGCCAAUUGAUAUGACUGCUGAGACAGAUGAGGAGGCCUUGCUGAUUGAUCGGGUGAGAGAAUUUUAUGGGCAGGGAAGGAUUUGUGAGGCUGCGGAUAGGAGGAUUAGAGAAGAGUACGAAGUGGAAGAGAUGGAAUUGAUAUUAAAACUUGGUUUGGCUUGUUGCCAUCCAGAUCCGCAAAGGCGGCCUACCAUGAAGGAGGUGGUGGCAGUUUUAGUUGGAGAGGAGGCGGCCACCAACCCCAAGGAAUUGUUGGGUGAAUUGGCGGGUUGCGAUAGUAAUAAUGGCGGACCUGGUGGCGACAGUGGUGGAAGUUUAACAGAAGACGAACCACACCUCCCGGUGUGAAUACUUAAAUUGUUUUGUGUUGGUUAACUUUUAGGUAACAGACAUUGUCAGGCUGAUCAGAAUUUGUGCGCAUUGUAUUAAUUUGAUAUUUGUUUGUAUUGCGACGUUAUUCAAUAUCCAAGAAUCAUUUUUGGAAGGUAAA
Messenger RNA from Mangifera indica (mango), 2230 nucleotides. Its product is annotated as L-type lectin-domain containing receptor kinase S.1-like. Lineage: Eukaryota; Viridiplantae; Streptophyta; Magnoliopsida; Sapindales; Anacardiaceae. Bases 100 to 2088 code for a protein of 662 amino acids. The transcript has a single exon. The record is from RefSeq and is a predicted model, not a curated record. Gene Ontology annotation, cellular component: plasma membrane. Gene Ontology annotation, biological process: protein phosphorylation. Gene Ontology annotation, molecular function: ATP binding; protein kinase activity; carbohydrate binding.